UCACCAUGCUGAUGAUGAUGGAGAACAGCGGCAUGGAUGCGCAUCAGGUUGAUAUCGAUUCGGAAUUUGCGCCCCACGGUCGGUCGCGGUCGUGCACCUGGCCGCUGCCGUGUCCGGAGGAUUUCCCCGGGGGAGAGGAGGCGAGCCGGGGUCUGGCCCUGUCGUCGGUCAAAGUGGAGCAGUACAACGUGCCCGCGUGCCGGGCCGAAAGAAAAGGCGGCGCGCCGGCGGAGCUCAAGCUUCCAGCCGGCGCCCCGGCCCCGGUGGUCGCCGCUCCCGCCUGCAUGUCCGGGGCUGCGCUUGACGUGGCCGGCCAGCUUCGCAAAGCCAAGUCCUCCCGGCGGAACGCGUGGGGGAACCUGUCAUACGCCGACCUCAUCACCCGUGCCAUCGAGAGCACCCCGGAGAAGAGACUCACCCUGUCCCAGAUUUAUGACUGGAUGGUUCGCUUUGUUCCUUAUUUCAAGGAUAAAGGCGACAGCAACAGUUCAGCCGGAUGGAAGAACUCGAUCAGACACAACCUGUCCUUACACAGUCGCUUCAUACGGGUGCAAAAUGAAGGGACAGGGAAGAGUUCUUGGUGGAUGCUGAACCCAGAGGGCGGGAAGAUGGGAAAGGGACCCAGACGACGUGCAGCCUCUGUAGACAAUGGGACUCGCUACCUGAAGACAAAAGGUCGAAUCAGCCGGAAGAGAGCAGGGGCUAUAGGCCUUGGACGGGGACACAGUCAGGGGGGUGGACCAGCAUUGCAAGGCUCCCCGGAGCAUGGCAGUCCAGCAGGUAAAGGAGGUGUGGGCAUGGGGGGUGAGGAGUAUGACACCUGGACGGAUCUCCAUUCCCGCACCUCCUCCUCUGCCUCCACGCUGAGUGGCUGCCUGUCCCCGAUCUUGGCUGAGGCGGAGGCAGAUGAACCAGAGGAGGGUGGGUUGUCCUGUUCAGCCUCCCCUCGAUUGUACCCCAGUCCCACCAGCACCCGUUCCCCAACCCUGGGCACUGGGGGCCACUGCCCCACUGUGGAACUGCCCCAGCUGACUGAUCUGACUGGUGCUAUCAGUCUCGAUGAGAGUGGCUACCCCCAGCCACCACCAAUCAAAUGCAACGGUUAUCCCUAUGUGCCUGGACCCAAGGCGGAGGGUUCUUACUGCGGGCCCCUGUAUGGACAGUCUUCCCUGGGGAUGCUCAGGCAUCACACUCCCAUGGAGACCAUCCAGGAGAACAAGCCAGUUAGCUUCCAGCGCCCAAUGAGAGGCUACUCAGAGAACAACGCCCUGCAGAGUCUACUCACCGGGGGUCCUGCAUACUGCAACAAAGACACAGUACUAGUUCAGGGACGGGAAACACACACACUAAUAACACAGGGAACCAAUGGUGUUCACAACCAGCACAACCACAAUCAGAAUCGCAGCCACAAUCACAGCCAAGAGCACGCUCACAAUCCCAGUCUACACAAUGGCCAUGGCUCCAUCCACGACCAGAACACAACCCACCAUCAGAACCACAAUCAGGGUCACAAACACCAAGCCAGCCUCGAAUACAGCCACAGCCACAAGCCCCACCCUGCCCAUGACUAUGUUAACCCCAGCCAUGAUCACAACCCUCGCUCCAGCCAGAGUCACAUGCACACCCACAACCCAAUGCCCGGUGGUCCUCCCCCACAGGCUCUCUCCCCACGGGUAAGCACUGACAUCCUGCAGCCCUAUAGCCUCAAAACCUCCAACCACUAUGGGCCCCGACCCCACCUCCCAUCUUCGCCGUCCCUGCCCCCCAACCCUGCUGGUCUUAUGGACGUUCCCCAGGAUCCCUGUCGCCUGGCAUCUGCGCCUCACCCCCGUCAUCAGCCGUACCCAGGAGCUCACCAUCAGGGUAUGACCAACUCCUGGCAUGGCUACUACCACAACAACCACCAGCAGGGGAAUGCUGGCUACCAUGGACAACAGCACAACUCCCACAGUCGAAUGGCUGCCAACCUGGAGAUGGAGAACAUACCUAAUAGCCUGGACUGUGAUGUAGACUCCAUCCUGCUCAAUGACUUUAUGGAAAAUGAGGGCAUGGACUUCAACUUUGAUGGCUCUCUUUCCCAGGGUCUGGGCAUGGGGAUGGGCAUGAGCUUAGGGGCAUUUGCUUGCCCUCCACAAGCUCACAGCAACCAGAGUUGGGUGCCAGGGUGAACCUUGGUCCAGGGAUUUGGAUAAACAUAUUAACUGGAAAGCUCACCCUCUGGGUCAGGCUGCUGGUGGGCUUUACCCUUGGACUGACUGACUGUGAUUCUGUUUCUCUGAGACUGUAGAGCAAAAUACUUGUUGUCAUUUUGUUUCCUGGGGACUCCCUAUAACCACACAUCCUACUCUUCCUCUUUCUUCUCUGUUUAUAAAGCUUUCUGUCUCAAUAUUGAACCUGCCCCCAAUGAGCCUCGUGCUAAAGACCCCUUGUUUAUGCCCUUCAGUUUUUUUUCUUCUGUUUCUUUAAGCUCUCCUCUCAGUCUCGUCCUGCUCGUCCUAAGCUCUCAAGCACUUUACAUCCAUCCUUUCAUACAGAUGCAGUAACACAAAGAACAGGCAAAGUCACGUUGAGUGUUGGCUUAAGUUUAAUGUAUGCAAUCCACUUCACAGUAUUAUCUCCUCCUACAAAGGAGGUGUUGUUUUUGACUUGGGAACAUGAUCAAACAGCUGCAUAAAUAUCUCUCAUUGUAGAGGUGUUCUCAGAUUGGGGUUAAAAGGCUUUGAGGUUUGAGGAUGAAGAAAAAGGAGAUUUUUAGAGGAAGAAGAAAAGUAAAGUAAAGCAAAGAAGCAAACUCCGGGGUUAGUGUGACUUCCCUCCCUUGGUUGGACAGUGGUGUUUCCUGUUUGUUCCUGUGCAGGAGGACAGUCAUCCAUCAGGCAACCAUCAGCACCACUCCAUUGAAAUGCAACGUCCCUUCUUUAAUCUCCAAAGUAAUGCCAGAGUGAUGCAUCACUAUUGCAAAUCUAAUGCGCCACUUUGUGUUUUUUCAACCCCCCUCCCUCUCUUCAGCUCCGGACACACCAGCUUAAUGUGUUUUGGCGAAAGUGAUGAUUAAAGUCACU
Molecule: messenger RNA, 3062 nt
Organism: Platichthys flesus (European flounder)
Lineage: Eukaryota; Metazoa; Chordata; Actinopteri; Pleuronectiformes; Pleuronectidae
Gene: foxo6b
Product: forkhead box O6 b
Exons: 3
Coding region: 6-2168 (720 amino acids)
Biological process (GO): regulation of transcription by RNA polymerase II
Cellular component (GO): nucleus
Molecular function (GO): DNA-binding transcription factor activity, RNA polymerase II-specific; RNA polymerase II cis-regulatory region sequence-specific DNA binding
Source: RefSeq, a predicted model, not a curated record